Molecule: messenger RNA, 1724 nt
Organism: Hyaloscypha bicolor E
Lineage: Eukaryota; Fungi; Ascomycota; Leotiomycetes; Helotiales; Hyaloscyphaceae
Product: putative camp-dependent protein kinase regulatory subunit
Exons: 4
Coding region: 288-1616 (442 amino acids)
Biological process (GO): regulation of protein phosphorylation
Cellular component (GO): cAMP-dependent protein kinase complex; nucleus
Molecular function (GO): cAMP-dependent protein kinase regulator activity
Source: RefSeq, a predicted model, not a curated record
CACUGCAGUGCAGCCCCACGGUUCACACUCCUUGCUUGCUUGCUUUGUUCUGCUGGGACGAAACGAGCUGUGCUGAUCUUCUUGCAGAGCUUCCCGGCUCUCAGUCCAACAACACCGUAGGUACUCUCUCCUUCCCCGCCAUCCCUUCCGAGCAAUUAACGACGACGACAAGAGCUUCCUCCAACCCUCGCUGUCGACCAUCUACGUGCACCUUGAGGCAAACACAGACGCAUCGAGCACGGUAAAAAGAAGAAUUGAAUUUUCUCGUCCUACCCUAGGCCUGACGGAUGUCAUUACCAUCUGCAUACCUCGAAGAGAUCGAAUCCCUCAACCGAGAGGUCCUGAAGACUGAUCCCGCCGAUAUCCUUCAGUUCUGCGCCAACUAUUUCAGCCGUCGACUCGAAUCCGAGCGCGCUCAAUUCCUUUUGUCUACCGACCGACAUCCCAAGAUGUCCGGAAGUACGUUCCCGGGUCGACUCGGCACCAAUGCCAACCCCUUCGGCGGUGACGGCACUGGUGUGGGGAAGGAGCAAAUGAGCUCUGGUGCAAUCUCAAAGGUGAUGGAGGAAGAGGAGAACGAUACCAUCACAUCUCCCACGACCUCAAGCUUUGCUUUCACCAAAGGAGGCAGUUCGACUUUCGGCGCCCCCUUCGGCGGGGAUGCUUCUGGAGAUGGCCCACCAUCCUCCUUCAAGCCCACGAGCUCCGAAGGUUUCCCAGCACAUUAUGGUAUGGGAAGACGCACUUCAGUCUCUGCGGAGUCUCUUAACCCCACGGCUUCUUCCAAUGACAAUUGGUCGCCACCCUUCCACCCCAAAUCGGAAGAUCAGAUAGCAAGACUGAAGAAAUCUAUCUCCGGAAAUUUCCUCUUUAGUCACCUUGACGAUGAGCAAAGCUCUCAGGUCUUGGGUGCGCUAGUAGAGAAACCAAUUCCUGCUAAAGGGAUCAAGGUCAUCACACAAGGCGAUCAGGGUGACUUUUUCUAUGUCGUUGAAAAAGGCUCUUUCGACGUCUACGUCAACCCUGCCGGCUCUUUGCAACCAGGUCUGGAUGGUCUUGGUUCGAAGGUGGCAACGAUAGAGCCUGGUGGAUCUUUUGGUGAGCUUGCUCUCAUGUAUAACGCCCCAAGAGCAGCCACUGUUAUGUCUGCUGAAGCUGGUUGUACCUUGUGGGCUCUUGAUCGUAUCACAUUUCGCCGGAUUCUCAUGGACUCUACAUUCCAGCGCCGUCGGCUGUACGAGAGUUUCCUUGAAGAGGUUCCACUUCUUUCGACUUUAACUCGCUACGAGCGAUCCAAGAUUGCGGAUGCGCUGGAGACCCAAAAGUUCCCUGCUGGCACGGCAAUCAUUAAAGAAGGAGAUGCAGGGGAAGCUUUCUACCUCUUGGAAAGUGGCGAAGCCGAGGCGUAUAAAGCUGGUACGCAACAAUCGGUGAAACAAUACGCGAAGGGAGACUACUUUGGAGAACUGGCUUUAUUGAACGACGCCCCACGAGCGGCGAGUGUGGUCAGUAAAACAGAGGUCAAAGUAGCUACACUAGGAAAGGACGGCUUCCAGAGACUGCUAGGUCCUGUUGAAAGCAUUAUGAGAAGAACGAAGUAUGAAGGAUCGAUUUGACAGGCGUUAGACACGGGGUCACGUUUGUUCAUGAUACAAUGGCUUCUGUGGCUCAGAUACCUUUGAUGCAAAGAGCUCAAUGACACUUCAACUAUGCUUAACAUUCUA